AUGAAAUUCGGGACAUGUCACGGUGGACGGGAGUUGAGUCAUUGCAGGGGGCAGGCCAUCCGCAUGGCCUUCGCUCUCCAGCUGCACAAAGACCUGGAACACGACCCUCUGCGGAUACCGGGAAAAACACAGCUGAGCUUCAUCGACCGCGAGAUUCGGAGACGGACAAUGUGGGCGUGUUUCUUGAUGGACCGCUUCAACUCGUCGGGGACGGACCGGCCGACUUUCAUCCGGGAAGAAACAUUCAAGAUUCCGUUGCCCAUCAAAGAGAAGAACUUUCAAUACGAUUUGCCAGGGCCUACCGAGAUGCUCAAUGGACAGGUUCUCGAACCCCUCUCCGAGGAUCAGCCAAACGAAGCAAAGGAGAACAUGGGGGUUGCUGCCUGGAUGAUCAAGGCUAUUGCCGUAUGGGGCCGCAUCAUCAACUACCUCAACCAAGGUGGUAAAGAGAUGGAUCCUCACCCGAUGUGGAACCCAGAUUCGGAGUACACCAAACUCCUCAAGCAGACUGAAGAUUUUCUGACCGAGCUCCCCGAGACUUUGGCAUACACACCCGAGAACCUAAAACUACACGAGACCGAUAAUAUGGCGAACCAGUUCCUCUUCCUGCAUAUCUCCAUCCAACAAAACAUCCUCUUCAUGAACAGAUUCGCCGUAUCACCACCGAACGGCCAUUCAUUACAGGACGUACCGAAAGCCUUCGUGACGAAGGCAGGGGCCAAGGCUUUUGCCGCCGCGAAUCGGAUCUCAGAGCUCCUCAAAGACGCCGAGGCGCAUUUUAUCACCGCUCCGUUCACCGGGUACUGCGCAUUUCUUUCAAGCACCGUCCAUAUUUUUGGAAUAUUCUCCGGAAACCCCACUAUGGAGGCGACCUCGAAACGGAACUUGGCUACCAAUGUUAGAUUCCUGUCCAAGAUGAAGCGGUACUGGGGCAUGUUUCACUGGAUGUCGGAGAACCUCCGCGAACAAUACCGCACCUGUGCGGAUGCCGCGAGGCAAGGCAACCCCGCUAGCGAGAGCGCAGCGUCGCCAAUCUUCCAGUACGGCGACUGGUUCGACCGCUAUCCCCACGGCGUGUCACAGUCGGACUUCCUCGACCCCGCCACAUACAAGAAGAAAGAAAAGGGGGACGACGCCGUGCUCGAACAAAAACCAGAACUCCACACAGUGGAGGAGUUUUUCACCACCCUCUCCCCACAAAGCGCCGAGAAUGCUGCGGCCAACGGCAUCCCCCGUUCCGGCCCGCCCACUGCCGCGCAACUCAAGCGCAAAUCUAUGGUCCGCAAAGCAAGCACCACCUCUCGUGGCGGCGGGCCCGGGCCAGACCAAGGGCUGGAGCCCCUCCAAACCGACUUCGCCCGCGCCACCGCCGAACAACUCCACGCCGCCCGGUUACACCAACGCUCUUUCUCCAACGCAACCCCCAAUGGCGGCGCCCCGACAAGCGGUGCACCACCAAGCUCCUUCAACCCUCUUGCCGUAGCCGGCAAUGGCCCGGGUGGUUACCACCCGGCCCUCUCCCCCGUCUCCCCCGUCGCCUUCUCUCACCCACACCAUCACCAUGGCCCGCCCCAGUCGUUUUUCCCUCCCGACCCCUUCGCCAUGCCCCUCGCCGCGGCCCACGGCAUGUCCCGCCUCGACCGCCAGCUCGUUUUCGGCGCGUACGGCGGCCACAGCCACGUCGACCAUCCUUCCCUUGGCGGCUCCGGUCUCGCCGGAUGGACGGACGGGAACAACGCCGCCGCGGCUGCCGCGGCAGCUGCUGCUGCGGCCGAAGGCCGUGACGGGCACGGCCAUCCCCACGGGAGGCAUCAUGGACAUGGCCAUGGAGGGCAUGGGGGACAUGGCGGCCAUCUUGGACAUGGCGGGCACCAGCACCCUGCGGAUGCGGCGCUGCACGCGGCGUUUGGCGAGCCCAGUUCGGCGUGGUUUAUGCCGUUUAAUAUGGAGCCGCCUGAGCUGGGGCCGGAAGGGUUGGGGGUUGGGGGCGGGAUGGGAGGGGGGCUGGAUGGGUUUGCUAGUAUGUUUGGGGGUGGCGGUGGCGGCGGUGGGGGGAUGCAUCAUCGUUGA
Messenger RNA from Chaetomium globosum CBS 148.51, 2070 nucleotides. RefSeq lists its product as uncharacterized. The transcript has a single exon. The record is from RefSeq and is a predicted model, not a curated record. Gene Ontology annotation, molecular function: zinc ion binding; DNA binding. Gene Ontology annotation, biological process: DNA-templated transcription. The coding region runs from base 1 to 2070 and encodes 689 amino acids. Gene Ontology annotation, cellular component: nucleus. NCBI's taxonomy places the organism in Eukaryota, Fungi, Ascomycota, Sordariomycetes, Sordariales, Chaetomiaceae.